GACCAUUUUGUCCUGUCUUGUUCAGAGAAAGAGAGGGUGAUAUUUGGUCAGCAACAAGCCAACAACGGCAAUGGCAAUGGUAGGAGGCAAUCAGGUCCACAACGUGUUCGUGUAUGGAAGCCUUCUUGCUGAUGACGUUGUUCGUGCCCUCUUGAGCCGCAUCCCUCAAUCUUCUCCAGCCAUCCUCAACGGCCAUCACAGGUUUAGCAUAAAAGGGCGUGUCUACCCUGCAAUUCUACCUGUGGAGAACAAGGAAGUUACUGGAAAGGUUCUCCAGGGCAUCACUGAUCUGGAAUUGUAUAUUUUAGAUGAAUUUGAGGAUGUUGAAUAUGAAAGAGUCACUGUUGAUGUUUCUUUGAUGGAUUCAUCUAACAAGUCACAAGCAUUUGCUUAUGUUUGGUCAGACAAGAAUGAUCCCAACUUGUACGGGGAGUGGGAUUUUGAGGAAUGGAAGAGGACUCAGAUGUCGGAUUUCGCCAAGAUGUCUGCUGAAUUUAGGAAAGAUCUGGAGCUGCCCGAGUCGAAGACAAGAAUAGCCACUUACGAAUCCUACUAUCAGCAGGAUGGCAGCGACAGUCCCCUCGCCCCCUGAAAGCAGACAUUCUUUCUGAACAAUUAUUAAUGGCAUAGGCGUAGUACUAUGAUUUUAUGGUAAAUUGUUCAUAAAAGGCGAGUGGGGAUUUAUAAUCCCAGACGUGCAUUAUAAUGGAUGUUGGGAGCCAUUGCUGGACAAUAUAUAACCAAAAGAAUCAUUUGAUGUAAA
Populus nigra (black poplar) is the source of this 763-nucleotide messenger RNA. RefSeq names its product AIG2-like protein D. The transcript has 5 exons. The coding region runs from base 71 to 592 and encodes 173 amino acids. The record is from RefSeq and is a predicted model, not a curated record. NCBI's taxonomy places the organism in Eukaryota, Viridiplantae, Streptophyta, Magnoliopsida, Malpighiales, Salicaceae.